This is a messenger RNA of Cooperia oncophora, 402 nucleotides long. NCBI's taxonomy places the organism in Eukaryota, Metazoa, Nematoda, Chromadorea, Rhabditida, Trichostrongylidae. The record is from the annotation of a GenBank genome assembly.
AUGCCAACGAAAGCUCAUAAAAUCGAUGCUGAUUUCGGUGGAAUUACUCUGGAUUUGGCAGCAGCUCAACGUCACGUGUGGAAUAGUGACAUUGCUUCCUAUAUAGAGCUAUCAAAAACUCUGUUCAAUUCGGACGAGUUCCAUGAGUGGAUACGUCAACAGAAUUUCGAUAUAGUUGUAUCAGAAGGCGUCGGUUGCUAUGACGGUUUGCUGUAUAUGCUGGGAAUCAAAAAUAUUUUUUUAGUAAACAACAAAGGCUUUUCGGUGCCAAUGACGUACAUGGAACGAGCACUGAACCUUCUAGAAUACGUCUUCACGGCAACAAUCAUUAAAUAUACACUAGAGCCGGAGUUUGACGGGUACUUCGACCAGAAAUUCGGCAAAAAUGCCUGGUCUAUGCAG